GCAAUCACUGCGGUUAGAUCCACAGCUGAUGGGUGAGUCGGUGGUCACUGGGCCCAUUUCAUCACGUUAGUGUUAUUAUUUCUGUAGUUAGAAACAUACUAUUAAGGCACCCCCAUUUAAAAUAAGAAUACUGCAACAUUUUUGUAGUUCAUAAGUAGUUGUUUGGGGACUUUAUGAAGACACGUCUCGGUUCUGUCCAACCAUAACUACGGCUCAACAGCGCGAGAACCGGAGGAUCGACGAUUGGUGCCGUUCGGCUGUUGGGAAUCUCCGAGAAUUACAGAUUGUAUAAGACGUAGCUUGAUUUAGGUGAUGUACUGAUGUACCCAUUGAUAUCAGCUCUGCCAUAUUUUUCAUUCUCGUUGUCCUAGCAAAUUGGUAAAACUACUCCAAGCACCAUUGUACAAGAUUUGCAUAACCAGACACGAAAAGUUUUUUCUUGCUAAAUACCUUAAUAGUCCAUAAGUUUUUCUCAAAGCGUAGAUGUCUCAUACACUUGGCACUGUGGAGAGCUGAUGGCUAGUUUUCGUAUUCCGUGGCCUCUUGCUACAUGCUAUUGUAAUUCUGGAUACACUAUUACGGUACUGAAAAGACCAGACUUACUGGAGACAGGCGGACUGAUCCGUGUUAAUUGCAGGCUAGUAUACUGGUCGGUUAACUGUCAACUGAUCUUAUCGACGAAAGGCCAGUGAACUGGUCAAUUCAGCGGGAGACCAGUGCUGGAAUAGAAAGGCAAGGAUGGUGGAAGCAGAGGAAACGUCUCAAGGUUCUACUAGAAAGCUUUCCUGUAAAACAUUAACUGUUGUGAAACCCUUUCCAUGUAGAGGGAAGACGGCAAUGUUUUGGUUUGUUGCAGUAUCAUUUGUACUAUUAGAAAAAGGUGCACAGGCGCACACAUACACCAUUGAAGAACUAUUGAAUACAACCUUCCCACACAAAGUAUCAAAUGAUAUCUACCUCGAUCCUUGUAAAUCUGACGAGUUUGUGGCAGAUAUAGCACUCGGUAGGCUUGAGAACGAAGUUUAUGACCAGGAACUUGUACGGCAGCAAAAAGAAGAAAAUAACGGUAAAGACGUCCAUGGCCAAGGGGGAGUUGGUGUCGCCCUACAUGACUUGGAGACUUCGCAGUCCACAGGUCUUCCAUCUUUUCGAGAACCCUGUCGAACCCUGCGAAGACAUAGUAUUUCUCGUGGUCGUCGUGAACGAAAUGAUAGUCUCAAAAGACGUCGAAAAAAUAGGCGCCGAUUCUUGCGAACUCGACAGUGCCGAAGGAAUCUAGGAUCCCGUCGUCGAUCCGAAAGAGCAGCAACUGCUCGUCCAGAGCGAUUGUGGGAUUAUGCUGUAAUUCCUUAUGAAAUAGAGUCCAACUUUAGUGGUGAUCACAGAGCUCUAUUCAAACAAGCCAUGCGCCACUGGGAAAACUACACUUGUAUAAAAUUUGUAGAAAAAACUUCUGAACACCCGAAUUACAUUGUCUUUACCGAGAGACCAUGUGGGUGUUGUUCCUUUGUUGGGAAGCGAGGCAAUGGACCACAAGCUAUCUCUAUUGGAAAAAACUGCGACAAGUUUGGAAUAAUAGUGCACGAGCUUGGCCACGUAGUAGGGUUUUGGCACGAGCACACGAGACCUGACAGGGACCAGCAUGUCGUAAUUAUUACAGAAAACAUCAUGAAUGGUCAGCAGUACAACUUCGACAAGCUUUCUGGCGAAGAGGUUAACUCCUUGGGAUUGCCGUACGAUUACAACAGUAUCAUGCACUACGCCAGAAAUACCUUCUCUAAAAGCACAAAUCUGGAUACAAUAUUGCCGAAGGAAGAUAGAAUGAGUAACCAAAGGCCAGAAAUUGGUCAGAGACUCCGCUUAAGUAGAGGAGAUAUCGCCCAAACUAAUAUGUUGUACAAGUGUCCAAUUUGUGGAAAUACCUUGCAACAUCCCAACGGUUCUAUAUCUUCACCAAAAUACAUCGACUUUCCCCCACCACCAGAGGGGGAGGAAUGCGAAUGGAGGGUUACAGCCACUCAUGGGGAGAAAAUUGUACUCAAAAUACUUGAUUUGGAUAUUUUUGAAAGUGAAGACUGUGAAACUGAUUAUUUAGAAGUAAGAGACGGGUAUUGGUACAAAUCCCCACUUCUAGGUAGAUUCUGUGGCAGUGGACAGGCUCCAGAUAAAAUUAUGACAACUGGCUAUCGCAUGUUAGUUACUUUCAAAACGUCAAGCAAUCAUAAAGAGCAUAAAGGCUUCACGGCACAGUACGAAGCAAUAUGUGGUGGCGACGUCAUUAUGGAAGAGGGAGUUUUGCAAAGUCCAAAUUACCCAGAAGAUUACAGACCUAACAAGGAGUGUAUAUGGAAGAUUAGUGUACCAGAAACCUACCAGGUGGCACUUCAGUUCCAGUCCUUUGAGAUUGAAAACCAUGACAACUGUGUGUAUGAUUACGUGGAAAUCAGAGAUGGUCAUGACGUUAUUAGCCCUCUUCUGGGGAAAUUCUGUGGUUAUAAGAUCCCAGAGGAUGUUCGUUCAACAAAGAAUAAAAUGUUAGUCAAGUUUUUUUCUGAUGGAUCAGUGGAAAAAGCUGGAUUCUCCGCUAACUUCAUCAAAGAAUAUGAUGAAUGUGCCGGUAAGGAUCAUGGGUGCGAGCACACCUGUGUGAACACUUUAGGAGGAUACAGGUGCGAAUGUAAGAUUGGUUACGAACUUCAUUCCGAUGGAAAGAAAUGUGAAGAUGCUUGCGGAGGCAUUAUCGACGCAAUGAAUGGAACUAUUAUUAGUCCCUCCUUCCCUGAUCUCUACCCUCAAAAUAAGAAGUGUGUCUGGGAAAUUGUUGCUCUUCCUCAGUUCCGAAUCACUUUGAAUUUCACGCAUUUCGACUUGGAGGGAAACAACCAAGACUGUGAAUAUGACAGCGUGGACAUUCAGAGCAAGAUGGGCGAUAAUGAAGUUAGAAAACAUGGAAUUUUCUGUGGUUCUCGUUUACCACCUAUCAUCACUUCGGAAGGUAAUAAUCUUCGGAUCGAAUUUAACUCUGAUAAUUCGGUCCAAAAAAGUGGAUUUGCUGCAGUGUUUUUUACAGAUAAAGAUGAAUGUGCUACAAAUAACGGAGGCUGUCAACACAUCUGUAAGAACACGAUAGGAAGCUACGUGUGUGCUUGUCAUAAUGGCUUCAUUCUUCACGAAAACAAACAUGACUGUAAAGAAGGAAGCUGCACCCAUCAUAUCUCCGAUCCUGUUGGUGAAAUUAGCAGCCCUAACUUCCCAGACUAUUACCCCAGCAGGAAAGAAUGUGCCUGGCUCUUCACCACAACCCCAGGUCACAGAAUUAAACUGCUGUUCAACGAUUUCGAACUGGAACCUCACCAAGAGUGUACGUAUGACCACAUCGCUAUUUACGAUGGGGAAAAUACUGAUUCGUCGACCUUGGGCCGUUUCUGUGGCAGCAAAGUGCCUCAUCCAAUUUUGGCUUCAUCCAACAGAAUGUAUAUGAUUUUUACAUCGGAUGCUUCUGUGCAGCGGAAAGGCUUUAAGGCUACACACUCUACUGUCUGUGGUGGCCGUCUAACAGCGCUGCCUUCGGUGGAGCACUUGUACUCUCAUUCGAAAUAUGGUGAUCAGAACUAUGACAAUAAAGAAGAUUGUGACUGGAUCAUACAGGCCGAGGAAGGAACAAGUGUCAGGCUUAGAUUUUUGACUUUUGAGGUCGAACAUGAACAAGAUUGUGGUUACGAUUUUGUAGAAUUAUACGACGGGUACGACGACUCUGCUCCUCACCUAGGUCGUUUCUGUGGAAAUAAAGUACCACCAGAGUUCACGUCUACUGGUGAUGGUUUGUUGUUGAGAUUCAGGUCGGAUGAUACCAUUAACGCUAAGGGAUUUUCGGCCGCUUAUCUGGCUGUUAGCGAUGUUGGAGGAGGAAUAGAGGAGACAAUAGACAAGAACCAACUGCUGUUAGGGAACUGACCUAUCCUAGUAGCUUGUACGUUAUAAGUGCUUAGUCGUAUUUAUAUUCCUUAAAGUCCCAGUACUUCGUCUUCAUUUUUCUCCGGGUUCAUGGAGAAGUGUGUUACUUCCGAGCUUGUAGGUCGCGAACCAACAAUCAAGUUGUGGGAGCAGAGGCCAGUGCCAAAGUAGUGGAAAGUGGCCGUCAGUUAUCACGGAACUUGUACAAGUAUUGAAGUAUUACACUUACAAUAGUUUGUUUUAUAAUUUAGUUAUUUUAUUUAUCGCAACAUUUGUGUGAAACUAUAUGGUAUUGUUAAAAGUACUGUUUGUUUUUAUCUCUUUUUGAAAUGUUUAGUAAUUGUACAGUUGAUUAUUUUAUCAAGUUUAAGUUCUAAAGAAUUCGUGAAGUCUACUCGCAUAAAUUUUAGAUUAUUUAAAACGUUUUAAAAUAAUGUGGAAAGAUUUUAUCGUCCAGUCUUCGCAUACUUUCGAAGGUCAACUAUAAGAAGCAUCUGUAAUGCGAAAAUCCUAUAGAACCGCGGUAGACUUGUCCAUUGUUCUUCCUUUAGUUUCAUGUUAUAUUUGGCUUUAAAUAUUGACAUUCCAGUUAUGACAGUUGAUGUUUUAAUUUUAAUAUGGUAUUACAAAGUGUUAGUUUUAAUGUUCUGGUUUUUACUUCAUACUGGCGGUAAGAGAUAAUAUCUUACAGUAUGAUAAGUGUAAAAUGUUCCUUAGCACGAAAUCUGUAAAAGAGUUGUAUUGUAAGCCCCCUUUUAGAAAGGAAGUUGAAUUAAGUAGCAUAUCGCGACGAUAUUAGUCGUAUUGAAUGAGUGUUGGUGUUGAUAUGGAAGUUUGUGUUGAAGUUUAGCGAUUGUUGGAUGUUUACUUUAACCUUCAAUACAGCACUGGUUCAGCUUUCUGGUGCGAGGUAGCCUACGUAGGCUGUCGUCCUCUGUGCAAUCGAUGUAAUACUCUUUGUGCAAAGGAGAAUUAAAUAUUGCUUUUCGUA
Messenger RNA from Limulus polyphemus (Atlantic horseshoe crab), 4945 nucleotides. RefSeq names its product tolloid-like protein 1. The transcript has 20 exons. Gene Ontology annotation, biological process: proteolysis. The coding region runs from base 739 to 3954 and encodes 1071 amino acids. The record is from RefSeq and is a predicted model, not a curated record. NCBI's taxonomy places the organism in Eukaryota, Metazoa, Arthropoda, Merostomata, Xiphosura, Limulidae. Gene Ontology annotation, molecular function: serine-type endopeptidase activity; calcium ion binding; metalloendopeptidase activity.